Molecule: messenger RNA, 2247 nt
Organism: Pteropus alecto (black flying fox)
Lineage: Eukaryota; Metazoa; Chordata; Mammalia; Chiroptera; Pteropodidae
Product: transmembrane protein 132D
Exons: 9
Coding region: 1-2247 (748 amino acids)
Source: RefSeq, a predicted model, not a curated record
AUGGCUCUGCACCGUGAAGAAUCGCCCCUCGCUCGGUCUGGAGGCCUCAUGUUCCGCAGGCCUUUUCACAGGAGUCACCUCGUCUGCGGGACGGCCUUUUCCUCCCUCAACUUCCGCCAUCCGGACCAGCCCCACGCUCAGCAGCAGGACCGCUUUCCAGAUGGGCUGGCCCGGCAGGCGUCGCCCGUCCUUCUUGCCAGCGAUGCCGCCGACGAGGUCAUGCAGAUCGACGUGCAGAUUGGAGAGCCCAGCGACCCGCCGGCCACACAGCUCGUCACGUGGCAGGUGGAGUACCCGGGAGACGUCACGUCAGACCUGGGCAUCUCUAGGAUCUACGUGAGCCAGAAAGAUCUGGUCGGCGUCAUCCCACUGGCCAUGGAGACGGAGAUCCUGAACACGGCCGUCCUCACGGGGAAGGCGGUGGCCGUGCCGGUGAAGGUGGUCGCCGUGGAGGAGGACGGCACAGUGACCGACCUGAAGUCUGUGCAGUGCGCGUCGUCGGACGAAGACGUCAUUAAGGUGUCCGACCACUGCGACUACGUGUUUGUCAACGGGAAGGAGAUGAGAGGCGGGGUGAAGGCGGCGGUCACCUUCUCUUACCAGCACCUGCAGGGCCCCCUGGAGCUGGCCGUGUGGGCGCCCCGGCUCCCGCUGCAGAUCGAGGUGUCCGACGCCGAGCUCAGCCAGAUCAAGGGCUGGAGAGUCCCCGUCGUCCCCAACACGAGGCCGGCUCGGGACAGCGAGGACGAGGAGGGCGAGGAGCGGCGGGGCCGCGGCUGCACCCUGCAGUACCAGCACGCCACGGUGCGCGUGCUCACCCAGUUCGUGGCCGAGGCAGCUGAGCCCGGGGGCCACCUGGCGCACCUGCUGGGCUCAGACUGGCAGGUGGACGUCACGGAGCUGGUGGCCGAGUUCAUGCUGGUGGAAGAGCCUCGCGUCGCCACGCUGCAAGGCGGCCCGGUCCUGGUCGGCCAGGGGCUCGGGAUGACCGCCGUCCAGAUCUUGUCGCCGCUGUCAGAUGCCAUCUUGGCCGAAAAGACCAUCGCCGUGCUGGACGAGAAGGUGGCCAUCACGGGCCUCGGGGUCCAGCUGGUGACAGGGCUGUCACUGUCCUUGCAGCUCAGCCCAGGGAGCAGCAGAGCCAUCUUUGCCACGGCGGUGGCCCAGGAGCUCCUGCAGAGGCCCAAACAGGAAGCAGCCAUCAGUUGCUGGGUGCAGUUCAGCGACGGCUCCGUCACCCCCCUGGACAUUUACGAUGGGGAGGCCUUCUCCUUGGUGGCCACGUCCUUGGACGAGAAGGUGGUCUCCAUCCACCAAGACCCCAAAUUCAAGUGGCCUCUAAUCACGGCCGAAGCCGAAGGGCAGGGCGCCCUGGUGAGCGUCGAAAUGGUCAUCAGCGAACCGUGCCAGAAGUCCAAGCGCAGGAGCGUGCUGGCCGUGGGGACGGCCAGCGUCAAAGUCAGAUUCGGCCAGAACGACGCCGGCCCCAACGGCAGUGACAGCAGACACGCGGUCGCCCGCCUGGAAGACAGCGCCAGUGACGAGAGGCCCCACAAGCCCUUGCAGGGGGCGGGGCCCGGAGAGGGGCAGGUCCCCGGCAGUCCGUCUGUGGGCCUGGCGGAGGGACGAGGGUCCAUGACGGAGAGGCCACCCAUCCGCAGCAGCGGCGGCCAGGAGAGCCUCUCGGAUGACGACAGCCACCCGCAGAUGGUCGCCCCGGGCUUCACCAGCUUCCCUGCCCAGGUGGGUGGCCCCGGGAGCGACGGGGGCACGGGGGACAGUGGCCCCGCACCGGCCUCCAAAGGCCUGAGCGACCUGGAGAUCGGCAUGUACGCCCUGCUGGGCGUCUUCUGCCUGGCCAUCCUCGUCUUCCUGGUCAACUGCGUGGCCUUCGCCCUCAGGUACCGGCACAAGCGAGUGCUCUUCGAGCGGCAGGGGUCCCCGAGCCCCCCGCGCGGCUGGCUGGGGCUGGGCCCCCGGGCACAGCUGCUGGACAGCCACUUGAACUUUGCCUGCCCCCCCGACGAGCAGGUCACCGCCAUUGGCAGGGCCGUGGACCUCGAGGACAGCGGGUACCUCUUCGGCACCGGCUCCCCGAAAGGCAUCAGCGGCAACGGGCAGCUGCCGCGACCUGCGGGGCCCCCGAGCGCCGAGGGCCGGGGUCAGAAGGGUGAGCCGCCCACGUCCCCCACCUCGAAAAGGAAAAGAAGCAAGGCCGCCGCUGAGGACCGAGGGGACGGCGGCUAA